Messenger RNA from Vanderwaltozyma polyspora DSM 70294, 435 nucleotides. It is a transcript of the gene SDH8, whose product is annotated as Sdh8p. Gene Ontology annotation, cellular component: mitochondrion. NCBI's taxonomy places the organism in Eukaryota, Fungi, Ascomycota, Saccharomycetes, Saccharomycetales, Saccharomycetaceae. The record is from RefSeq and is a predicted model, not a curated record. The transcript has a single exon. Gene Ontology annotation, biological process: mitochondrial respiratory chain complex II assembly. The coding region runs from base 1 to 435 and encodes 144 amino acids.
AUGUUACGUUUAGUGUGUCGUGAAUUUUUGUAUAGCGAUAAGUUAUUGGUUUCUAAAACCUGUCGAGUCAGUGGUAAGAAUAUUCAAAAUUCAGGAUAUUCUUUAGGCAGAAGUUUUAAUACAGCUUCGAACCCUAGUCCUCCUAAACUUCCUAAGGAGGAUCAAGAAGAGUUUGAGAGGUUACAAAAGAUAGCUUUGUCUCAGGCAGCUAUUGAUGCCUAUAAUGAAAAGAUUACGAAGGAUCCCACUAAAGAAAGUCUAAAUUCUGAAAUUCUGACGAAGAAUGAUAUUGGUUCAUUCCAUCCAGACUUUAUAAAAACUAUUCCUGAAUUUGAAGGUGACGUUAAUCCAAAGACUGGUGAAAUAGGUGGUCCUAAGCAGGAUCCUUUGAGACACGGUGAUUAUUCAUUUAACGGUAGAUGUACAGACUUUUAA